AUAUGAUAAUCCUGUGAAAGCCAAAACGAGCGAUCCCAAUUGUGUGCGAGAGAGACUACUCACAAAAGUACCAUGUGCAUUAACACUUUUAAGAUUGGCUAUCAAUACCACCAUCCACUGACGUUACCUACUUUCCACCCUUGAUUUCGUGCUUUGGCGGUGGUUCAUUUGACUCCAAAACAGGGUUAAAUGGGAGCUAAGAAUAUCAGGUGAUGGUGUGAGCUCUCUGCUGUCAUGAGUACUCUGUUUGCCUGUGAGGACCCAGCCACAAUGAGCAGUGUGUAUGGGAAAUACUGGGAUGUAGUGGAGGCCAAGGCCAAAGGCAAGAAACCUGGAAAGUUGCUGGACCUUGACAAGUGGUAUCAAGAGGAGCUGCCUACACUCAUUUCAAGUCGACCUGACAAACAUGUCACUCUGUCAGAGCUGGUGAAACUGAUGGAGUGGAAGCUCACUAGAGGGAAAUUCAGGCCGAGGCUGCAGCAGCUGGUGGCUUCCAACAGCGAGGACACUGUGGAGAAAUGUUCCAGAAAGGCCUUCAGCCUGCUGCCUGAUGUGCAGGCAGCGAUCGCAGAGCUCAGCACCAUGAAAGGAGUCGGACCAGCCACCGCUUCAGCUGUGUUGGCGGCAGGAGCUCCAGAACAGACUGCUUUCAUGUCUGAUGAAGCCAUGGAGAGUGUACCGGGACUAAAGCCCAUCCAGUACACAGCCAAGCACUACGCUCUCUACCUGGGUAAAAUGGUUGAGUGGACUCAAAAACUAAACAAAGUGGAUCCCCAACAGGACUGGACGCCCCACAGGCUGGAGCUGUGUUUGUGGGCGAUGACCAUAGCCAAACAGCAGCAGCUCCCACUUCUAAGGGAUGUUGUUGUGAAGGCCAGCAGUGUGGCGGACAAGUGCUCAGACGCUGACCAGAGACCAGCAAAGAAGCUCAAAACAAGAUAAAAA
This is a messenger RNA of Micropterus salmoides (largemouth bass), 945 nucleotides long. RefSeq lists its product as uncharacterized. The record is from RefSeq and is a predicted model, not a curated record. Lineage: Eukaryota; Metazoa; Chordata; Actinopteri; Centrarchiformes; Centrarchidae. The coding region runs from base 235 to 942 and encodes 235 amino acids. The transcript has 6 exons.